GAGCCGCUGAAGGAACCGAAGCGGAAGUUUGGGCAAUAGCCCAUCAUCAUCCCCAUCAUGCCGUAUCUGGGCGGUAAGGAGACGGUGAAGGAGCUGAGGAGGUCUCUGUCCAACCCUAACAUCCAGACCGACCCUCUGCGCUACAGGAACGCGGUGCUCAGAGUCAUCAGGGCGAUGUCUCAGGGCCUGGAUGUCUCUGACCUGUUCAGUGAGAUGGUGAAAGCCUGCGCCACCGUAGACGUGGUCCAGAAGAAGCUGGUGUAUGUCUUCCUGUGUUGCUACGCCCACCUUAACCCGGAGCUUUCCCUGCUGGUCGUCAACACGCUGAGGAAAGACUGCCUGGACCCCAACCCCAUGGUCCGCAGCCUGGCUCUGAGAAGCAUGACCAACCUGAGGUUGCCCAGCCUGGUGGAGUACGUGGAGCAGCCGCUGACAGCGGGGCUGAGAGACAGGGCGGCGUGCGUCAGGCGGGUGGCUGUUCUUGGCUGGGCCAAACUGCACCAGCUCCAACCUGAAACAGAUGCUGCGGUGGUGAACGAGCUGUACGGCCUGCUGAGGGACCCGGACCCCGUGGUGAUGGUCAACUGCCUCCGAGCUCUGGAGGAAAUCCUGAAGGAGGAAGGAGGCGUGGUCAUUAACAAGCCCAUCGCUCACCACCUCCUCAACAGGCUGAAGGAGUGUGAUACUUGGGGCCAGUCGGAGGUGCUAAGGGUCCUUCAGAGAUACCGGCCCCAGUCAGAAGACGAGCUCUUUGACAUCCUCUCGCUGCUGGACUCCUCCCUGGUCAGCCCCCACCCUCCUGUCAUGGCUGCCACCCUCAGCCUCUUCCUGAGCCUCUGCUCCAGCCUCCCUGCUGUCAGCCAGGCGGCCAUGGAGCGAGCGCGAGGCCCCCUGCUGGCUGCGUGUGGAAGCGGGUCGAGAGAGAUGAGGUUUACGGCGCUCUGUCACAUUCAGCUGCUGCUGCGUUCCACCCCUGGCCUGCUGGGGGAGCACUUCAAGCGUUUCUUCUGCAGCUAUGCUGAGCCGGUCUACAUCAAGCAGAGGAAAAUGCAGGUGUUGGUGGAGCUGGUGAACGAUGAGAAUGUGCUGAUGAUUCUGGAGGAGCUGAAAGGAUACUGCACCGAUGUGAACGACGACACGGCUCAGGCUGCCAUCGCAGCCAUCGGUCACAUCGGGCGAAGCUACAGCGACAAAUGUCUGGAGAUCCUCACUGGGCUGCUUGGACUGAAACAAGAUCAAAUAACUUCAGCCAUGCUGCAGACCAUACGGGACCUGGUCUGGGUGUGUCCGCAGUGCAGCGACACCGUGUCUCUGGCCCUGGAAGGUUGUCAGGACGUUUUGCAGGACAGUCAGGGGCGGCAGGCUUUGCUGUGGCUGCUGGGCGUGCACGGCGAGCGGGUGUCCAGCGCCCCCUACACCUUAGAAGCGUAUAUCGACGGAGUGAGAAGUGAAACGUCUGUGGAACUGAAGAUGGAGCUGCUGACGUCCACCAUGAGGCUGUUUCUGUGUCGUCCUGCUGAGACUCAGGACAUGCUGGGGAGAUUGCUGCACUACUGCAUAGAGGAGGAGAAGGACGUGUGUGUGCGCGGCCAGGCCCUUCUCUACUACCGGCUGCUGCAGUGUGGGAUGGAAGAGACACAGAGGGUUCUCCACGGUCGGAGAAGCGACCCCUCAGUGGGCGUCCUGACCGGGCGUCCAGCUGAACCCAUCCGCCAGUGGAUGAGCAGCUUCAACACACUGGAGCCUCUGAAACAUCGUUCAGGAGAGACAGAGGCAGCCAGCAGGGGGAGCCCAGAGCACCACGCCUCCGUUCCCAAACCCAGCAUGGACCUUCCAGACAGCCUGGACUGCAGGUGGCCAGAGGUGGACCAUCCAGACUCAGCCGGCGCCGCAUCACCCUGCACUGAUCCAGGCGUCACUCUGUCUCUCACCCCGGCUGUAAGUCCAGAGGAGUUUGAGCGGCUCUGGAUGCGACGACAAGAAUCAGCUGCUGAGGGGGAAGACUGCCUGUGGCUGGAGGAAACCAUCAGGUGUACGGCCGUACCCCGCCGCUCCCCGCAGAGCCUUCACGCCGCCAUGCAGCUGGUCAACAUCCAGACCCUGGCUUUCACGCCGUCGCACGCUCUGCCAUGGAAGGUGUUCCUCUACACGCGUACGCUGCAGCCAGACGCCUCCUGCAGCACGCUGGUCCUGGGCGAGCUGCUCUACACCGGAGAGGCUCAUCAGAAUCCCACAGCCGAUGGAGAGCAGGAGGUUAAAGUCACCCUACGGCAGCAGCCGCCAGACAUUCAGGCCUUGAGGGCGUUUCUGUCGAUCCUUAGCUCCGUACUAAACACACUUUCCCCAGAAAUUAUUUAGAUUCAGCUUUUGGGUCUUUGAUUCUGAACCCGCAUUAUAAAGACGAAUGUUAUCGAUGCCUUGGAAGGAGGGGAACCGGAGAACAAGGCCUUGAUUUCAACAGGAUAAGAGGAAACUGCUCUCUGCUGAUGGAGGCUUUGUUAAUAAUGAUUCCUUAAAGAGAAUAAAGAGACGUUUCCUUUGGUUCAACCUGAUGAUGAAGCAACAACAAAGGACUGAUCUCUACAUUUAUCUCCAUUUGGGGCUUAGAUCAGAGCCAACAUGGCAGCACAGACAUGGCUGCUGCUAACGGCCUGGCAGGACGAUGAUAUCUGCAGCUUGUUAGGAUCAGUGAGCUAAACGCUCCGCUCUCCGUGAUCGAAAUGUUUGCUGAAAUAAACUUCAUCUUCUGAUGACCUUCCAGAAAGGAAAUAUCUGUUAAAGCUUUUUUCCCUCCAAUAAACAUUUGAAUAUUUCUGAUCAUUGAACAGAUUUUGAUUGUUAGUUUUUAAACAGUGUGAAAGCAGUUUAAAGCGACCCACAUCCAGGUCCACAAAGUAAAAUCCCUGCCUGGUUUUCCUUCAUCCUGUUCACUGAAGCAGGGGAUUAGUCUGCGUUAUGGAGCUGGAAACGGAUGGAACUGAUCUCUGUACUUCCUGACCUGGAUCAUCCAGUCCAGUUUCACUCGACACCAGUGGGUCGGAUUGCUACCUGACCGCAGGAAUGAGGGACUAUGAAGCGUAGAGCUGGACCACAGAGCCUGAAGAUAACAUCUGAUUACUUUAUACCCUAUCGGAUUAAUCCAUGUGUGAUUUCUGACUUUAGUUCAAUAAAAAGAAACAGCAAAUGA
Molecule: messenger RNA, 3187 nt
Organism: Cyprinodon tularosa
Lineage: Eukaryota; Metazoa; Chordata; Actinopteri; Cyprinodontiformes; Cyprinodontidae
Gene: ap4b1
Product: adaptor related protein complex 4 subunit beta 1
Exons: 14
Coding region: 58-2358 (766 amino acids)
Biological process (GO): vesicle-mediated transport; intracellular protein transport
Cellular component (GO): membrane coat; clathrin adaptor complex
Source: RefSeq, a predicted model, not a curated record